Molecule: messenger RNA, 878 nt
Organism: Castor canadensis (American beaver)
Lineage: Eukaryota; Metazoa; Chordata; Mammalia; Rodentia; Castoridae
Gene: Fam219b
Product: family with sequence similarity 219 member B
Source: RefSeq, a predicted model, not a curated record
CGCCGGAGGGGCGGGGCCUAGCCAUGGCGGCCGCUGAGCUUGGCGGGCGUGCGGUGCGGGCCUCCACCCCGGGACCCGGGGUCCCGGACCGCGCGGCCGGAGCUGCACGGCCGCCCUCCGGGCGGAGCGGAAGCGGAGCCCUCCGGCCGGGGGAGCGCAUCCCCGCGACCGUGGAGAAGCGGGGGCCGUACAUGGUGACGCGCGCGCCUUCCAUUCAGGCUAAGCUGCAGAAGCACCGGGACCUGGCCAAGGCCGUGCUGCGGAGAAAAGGCAUGCUGGGGGCCGCGCCGCCCCGCCCCGACCCUUCAGGGAAAAGGUCAGUGAAGUUUAACAAGGGCUAUACUGCUCUUAGCCAAAGCCCGGAUGAAAACCUGGUGUCCCUUGACUCGGACAGUGAUGGGGAGCUGGAAUCCAGAUACUCCUCCGGGUAUUCCUCUGCAGAGGCAAGUCCAGAGCGCCUUUCUGCGCGGGGCCAGGCUGCAGGCAGCAUCACCGCCACUGCCAAAUGCUUGUUUGGUGCCUGCUAUGUGCACAGCAUUGUACCAGACUUCUGGUCUGUUCUCCAGUCUUCCAUUCUGCCCUCUUCCCUUGGCAGAGAUAUAGGUGUUUAGGAGGGCUGUUGAAAACCCAGAAGACUGUAUCUUCAGGGCUGGAAAUGACCUCAGUAGUCUGACCACAGCUUAGAAGAGGAAUCCUCUUUAUGUUUACUAGCCUCUGCUUGCAUGGAUGCCUCUUGUAAUUGGGUACUCCAAGAAGCAUUGAAGCAUUGCUUGCUGUACUCCCCCAACACACAACUCCUUCUUUAGAUACCUUUUAGAGAAGUCUUCUUGGUCAUUUGAAAUGUUUCUUGCAGCCUGCACCCACUGGUCCUAGGACUG